This is a messenger RNA of Somion occarium, 1226 nucleotides long. The record is from the annotation of a GenBank genome assembly. NCBI's taxonomy places the organism in Eukaryota, Fungi, Basidiomycota, Agaricomycetes, Polyporales, Cerrenaceae.
ACUGCAGCGGAUGUCUUGUUUGAUUACUCCCAUCUCAUUCCGCUUCACUUUCUUCUUUCCGUCUACUCACCAUCUUCAGUCAUCGCUAGAUCAGCCGAACUCAUUUACAAAUGUUUGAAGCGGGGUCUAGCAACCGACCUGUUACUCCACCACCACGUCCGGCACAGAACUUGGAUUUGACACCAGAGCAAGUCAAGCGCGUAGAAAUCAAUCGCCUGAAGGGUAAGCUUUUGAUCCAUUUGCUUAGUGCACCCGAUGCUAUUUUGACAAAAGCCAAGGCGAAACAGAGAGAACGGGAGGCGCCUGCUAGCAGUUCUUCCGCACCUAACGGAAACAACAAACGUCCUUUGCAGGUUGUAUCUGCAGCUUCCGGCUCGCCCACUGCACCUAAGACCCAGGGGAAGCUGAAACGGGACUCUCGUCUUGGAACAUACUUCGAAUAUGACUUAUCCAAGAUGGUUAAUACCAAGGGUGGUUUCUUGGUGGAAGACGGGAAGGAAGUAGAUGAGGACAUGAGACGGAAAGAGAAGGAAAGAGAGAGGCAGCGUGCUGUGCAGAGCCUUGAACCUCCAAUAUUCCUGGAGAGUGAGCGGAAUCCCAAGUGCCAGGAGUGUGGUACUGUCGACAUAGACCAGACAUACAGGAAGGUCUUUGGCUGCUUGGUCUGCAAUAAAUGCAAGAACGAGAAACCAGAGAGAUACAGCCUACUCACGAAGACUGAGUGCAAAGAGGACUAUCUACUCACGGAUGCCGAACUUCGAGACCAGGAACUAAUGCCGCAUCUCCUCAAAGCCAAUCCGCACAAAUCCACAUUUGCCAACAUGAUGCUCUUCCUGCGAUGUCAGGUAGAGGAAUUCGCAUGGAAGAAAUGGGGAUCAUCUGAAGCUUUGGACGCCGAAUGGGAGCGUCGGAUGGCGGAGAAGAAGAAAAAGAAAAACAAGAAGUUCGAGGAAGGUUUGCGCGAGUUGCGCAGACGAACACGAGAGACAGUUUGGCAACGUCGGAAAGACGAAGAACACAAGCAUGUCUUUGGAGUGACGGAGAAAGGGGCGAACGGUAUGGGCAAGCAGGUUUGCCAUGAAUGUGGCUUUACAAUAGAGGUGGAAGAGUUUUGAUUUCACCUUGUGCGCUGUUGCAUGUUCAGGACAUCAUACAUACUAAGGAAUAUACCUCAUGUUACAUCCUAUUUUACUCAAGCAUACCAAUGAUACCUACUCUGUACCAUU